AUGUCAGACCGUUACGAACGCGAAGCCGAAGACCGAUACGAAGCAGAAAACGAUAUCUCACCUGUCUCCGGUAACGCAGACAGCAAGCCGUAUGAUGAUCCCAUGCAGCCGCCACAAUCGAACUCUGACCAGCAGCUCGAGAGCGACGAGCGUGAAGCUGUUGACAAGUCUAAUAUUCUAAGUGGAAGCCGACUUCGCUAUUCAAAGCCUCAGUCCGCAAAUCGAUACAAUGAGGGUCUAGAUGAGAACGACCUCCCAUCUCAGACCUACUACAAAGGACAGUCUUCGACUCGUUGA
Messenger RNA from Talaromyces atroroseus, 297 nucleotides. RefSeq lists its product as hypothetical. The record is from RefSeq and is a predicted model, not a curated record. The coding region runs from base 1 to 297 and encodes 98 amino acids. The transcript is spliced from 3 exons. Lineage: Eukaryota; Fungi; Ascomycota; Eurotiomycetes; Eurotiales; Trichocomaceae.